AUGUCGGCCCCAUCUCUCAUAGUGCCUCCUCCCCAGGGCCGCUUCAUGCGGCGCAUCAGCUCGACCGAUGUCUCCCGCGAGAGCCUCAACCUUGGCCCCACAGUCGUCGUGCCUCCAAAGCACCUCAUGGCUCCCUCAGACGCCCAUGAGACCGCGGCUGCCAUGGAAAUGGCGAGACAUAAGCUGGCGGAGGGAGCGGUAUCACGGGCCGGCACUCCUCCGACACCAGCGGAGACCGCCGUUACUGGAAGGUACGCUUUCGCAUUCGAUAUAGAUGGUGUCCUUAUUCGUGGCGGUCAAGUCAUACCGGAGGCGAUUGAGGCUAUGAAGGCUUUGAACGGCCAGAAUGAGUACAGCAUUAAAGUACCUUACAUUUUCGUAACGAAUGGCGGCGGCAAGACUGAGCAGGAACGUUGCAUACAACUCAGCAAGCAGCUCGAGAUGGAGGUUUCGCCGGGCCAGUUCAUCUGCGGCCACACUCCGAUGCAAGAGAUGGCGCAGAAAUUCAACACUGUUCUAGUCGUGGGCGGUGAAGGAGAGAAGUGCCGACAAGUAGCAGAAGGCUACGGUUUCAAAGACGUAGUCACACCAGGCGACAUCAUCAAGGACAACCAGGACACCACUCCCUUCCGCAAACUGACACCCGAAGAGUUCAAGAACUCGCGGUUACGAAACUUCGCCGAAGUCGAGAUCGAAGCCAUCUUCGUCUUUGCCGACAGCCGCGACUGGGCGUCUGACCAGCAGAUCAUCCUUGAUCUCCUAAUGUCCAAACGCGGUCGGCUAGGCACACGAUCAGAAAAUUACGACGAUGGCCCGCCCGUCUUCUUCUCGCACAACGACGUCGUGUGGAGUGCCUCCCACGACUUAACCCGUAUCGGCAUGGGCGCCCUCCGCGUCUCACUCGAGGCCAUGUACAAAGCCGUCACGGGCAAGGAUCUCAACACCAUCGCAUUCGGCAAACCUCAGAUCGGCACUUUCGAGUUCGCGACCCGCCUUUUGCAGCGCUGGCGGAAGGACACCCACGGUAUCGACGCGCCACCUGAGACUGUCUACUUCGUCGGUGACACUCCCGAGUCUGAUAUUCGCGGUACGAAUGAAUAUAAUGAGCGCUCGGAGCAUACUUGGUAUUCGAUCCUGGUCCGUACGGGCGUCUUCCAGGAAGGCACGAAGCCUAAAUUCACGCCUAAGGCGACCGUCGAUAAUGUCCUUGAGGCGGUCAGGCACGGUAUGGAGCGCGAGUACAGGAAAGCGCUGAAGGCCACUGUUGAAGAGGAGGCGAACAUGAGCGCCAUUGCUGAGUAG
Coniosporium apollinis CBS 100218 is the source of this 1302-nucleotide messenger RNA. RefSeq lists its product as uncharacterized. NCBI's taxonomy places the organism in Eukaryota, Fungi, Ascomycota, Dothideomycetes. The transcript has 2 exons. The record is from RefSeq and is a predicted model, not a curated record. Bases 1 to 1302 code for a protein of 433 amino acids. Gene Ontology annotation, biological process: glycerophospholipid biosynthetic process. Gene Ontology annotation, cellular component: mitochondrion.